GGGAGUUGGUAGUGAGGAGCCGGAAAGGUCCGCGGCGCCUUUGGAUGUUGUUCUCACGGGCGUGCAAAGGGCCACUGUAGUGGAGGGAGCUCACACCGAAACAUUCCUCAAGGCAAGGCAUUUCUGCAGGGAAAUACCCCAACGCCGGGAGGGACAACCUAGAAAACAAUCUACUGGUCAUGAGCGACCUGGAUGCUGCCAGUCAAUCCAAGUUGACGACGUCUGGCGACGACCAAGGACAACCACACCAAGCUCACAAUUUAUCAUCACAGGCGGCUGCACAUCUUUUCCACCAAGAGGAUUCACAUCAGCCUCCUCUUUCCCUCGAUUUUACUGGUCUAUCUGGAACUGAGGAUACUCUAGGAAAUCAUGCUGUCAAUCAUAUUGACCUCCAUGACCCACGCGACUCGCUUAUAGGUGACCUUCACCGUGUUGGAGACCACUCCAAACUUGACGAAAUGACAAUGCUUGAGGCUGUGAACCCUUCUGACACACACGAGGAUACACAGGAAAGUCGAGACUCAGAUCCUGAUAUUAAGCGUGUCAAGGUUUACAAACUCAUCGGCUCACAAUGGGCUGACCAAGGGACCGCUUUUUGCUACGGUCAAUUCGAGAACGAGACCAACCAAGCUUUCCUUAUCGCUCGCUCCGAAGUCCAUUUCGACAAACUCAUCCUGACUACUCGCAUCCGCACAACUGACGUCUAUCAACGCCAACAAGAUACAUUGAUUGUCUGGACCGAACCAGACGGUGCAGAUUACGCCUUGAGCUUCCAGGAUGCCGAAGGGUGUUCAGAGGUGUGGAAUUUCAUCAUUGAGGUCCAGCGUCACAUGAAUGUCGUUGGAGAAAGUAGUGUUGGUUCCUCAUCUCCACGCAGCGAGCACUCGACGACAGCAGCCAUUAUCCGUUCUGGCCACUUGCCUCAGCCGGAACUUGGGAAUAUACCCGAUAUUGAACGUGCAAUAAAAACAUUAGUGCGUGGUCAGGCGAUUAGGGAGAGAAUAUGCGAGUAUAUUCAGCGCGAGGAAUAUAUCAAGAAGAUGAUCGAGGUCUUUAAUAUGGCAGAAGACUUAGAGAAUGUCGAGAAUCUUCAUGCGCUAUGCAGCCUCAUGCAAACCAUACUUGUAAUGAUUCAUGAUCAUGGACUAUAUGAGCACGUCCUCGAUGAUAGCGUUUUCUUUGGUGCCGUGGGCAUGCUUGAAUAUGAUCCCGAGUUCCCAAAUCACAAAGCAAACUACCGAGAGUUUCUCCACGUAACCUCCAAAUUUCACCAACCUAUUCCCAUACAAGACAUUAUGAUUCAGAAGAAAAUUCACCACACCUAUCGUUUACAGUUCCUCAAAGACGUCCAAGACACCAUGUUUCUCCGCGAAAUAUUGUCGCUGUAUGUGAACGAGGAGGUUUUGACGGGAGGGAAAGACAAGGAUGAGAAGCGCGAGGAGAUGGACGCGCUCACUGCGAAUGGCUCCACAUCGACCGCAAGACCUUUCUCAUUUGGCCCACCUGAUAAUCUCUCGGAGAAUGAGAUGGCCCUCCGUAGAGAGGUCUUGGUGCUCAUACAACAGCUUUGCGUCAUGGGUAAAAACGUGCCGCUUGCUGCUCGUAUAUCCCUCUUCCGAUCCCUUGUCAACCGAGGCAUCCUUUUCGCAGUCCAGUGGGCGUUCUCGCUUCCAGAGAAGGACCCGGAAGCGAAAGCGACAAUGAGCAUUGCAGGUGAAGUGAUGUCUGCGCUGCUCGAUCACGAUUUAAAUGGUGUUCGAAAUCACAUCACCAAGCAAGCCUCAGCUAUUGAGAGGGAGAGUAAGGAGGGGAGACCGAUGGGAGAGCAAGCCGAGACUCUUCUACGGAUCAUGUGCAGAGUCGGAGACGCGCUGAAGACCAUGUUAGAUGUCUCUCCCAAAGAUGGUCCUGAUAUGACACCCGCUGGUUUGAACGUCAAACUUCUUCGUCCGAAAGACGAUCCAGGAACCGAGAAAUUCCUCGAUUAUUUCUACAGGAGAUGCAUAGAAGUUCUAUUCAAGCCCCUCAACGACAUUCCCGAGUUCAAGGCUCAGACUGAGCCAAUGCUGAGGCUUUCGCGCGAGAAGACUAACCUUUACCUAUACUUAUGCGACCUAGUGUGCAACUUUGCUCAACAGCAUGGUUUCCGCAUUCACUUUUAUAUGCUUUCCUUCCACAUCUCUGCUCGUAUGGCCUCGUUCCUGAGAGCCCGUGACAAGCACUUGCGUCUCGCUGCCUUUCGUUUCUUCCGCAUAUGCCUCAAGGUCAACAACCCCAAUUUCAUGGUUCACCUUAUGAAACUAGACGUAUUCAAACCAAUCCUGGAUCUCACGAUACAGGAGUCUCGGCGGGAUAGUUUACUAAGUGCCUCAUGUCAGGAAUUCUUCGAACAUAUGCGUCGUGAAAAUAUUAAAGACCCGAUUAAUCACUGCAUGACGAAGCAUGAGCCAUCGGUACGACAGCUAGCUGCAUCACCACUCACUGGCCACAGGUUUAUGUCCUUCAUUCGACGUUGGGAGAUCAACAUAGAACCUCCACCCAAAGAGGAGUCACAGCCUGUCAAGAGUCUCCGAGAUCCCCGACAUAUGGGUCGAAAUAUUGACGUCGAGGAGGAAGACUACUUCAAUGCUGAUGAUGAGGAAGGCGAUAACCAUGCAUCCUUGAUUUCUUCCCAAGUCGGGGGCCGUGACCCAUAUGAUGAAAACCCUCCAUUCAUCUCUCCUCAUUUACGUGGACGCUCGUCGUCACCUGUGCACACUGCAUUGAAACGGAAGCGGCGCGGCGCUAUGGUUGGAAAAGGGUUUCGUCCACAAACGCUUGUGCUUCCUCGCACUCCUCCCCUAAAAUCUCUCGUAGAUUACCGUGACGAAGAUGAGGAAGAAAUUGGCCCACCCUCACCUAAAGUGCCCCAAGCACCAAUAUCUAAAGCUACUGCGACAGGCAGCCCACGCAGCUCUCCCCUUUCGCCCGCUGCAGACAUACCACCCAGUCCCAGAUUGUCGCAUCGACAAAUUUCAUCACGCCCACCUCCUCUUCUUCGGCGGUCCUCUUUGGAUGAAGAGGAUAACCUGUUGGAGUCUUUACUUCGUUCUAAGUCUAUUGCCCCAUCUCCUUCGAACGCCUCUUCAAAGGCAUCCUCCAAGCUUUCCAUGCCGUCAAUACGGCUUGGCGACAAGCGGAGGAGAGAGGAUGAGGAGGAUGAGCAACUAGACCUUUUGGCGAACAAGUCAAAACGACCUGAUCUAGGUCCACGGAAGGACCCUGAGCCCUCGAGCGGUAGAGCAAAUGCGGUGAAGGCUGGGGAUGAUCCACCGAAAAAGUUCAAGCUUGCAUUACGAGGUAUCGUAACUGCAGCGCCGCAACUCUCGACACCUGUACCUUCAGAACCUGGUGCAAAAGACGGGGAUACUGGUUAGCUAGUUAUCUUUCAUGUGCUUAUAGAUCGUACAUUCGUUAAUUUUAUUCGAGGGAACGCGGAAUAAACACUACG
Molecule: messenger RNA, 3490 nt
Organism: Suillus paluster
Lineage: Eukaryota; Fungi; Basidiomycota; Agaricomycetes; Boletales; Suillaceae
Product: component of IIS longevity pathway SMK-1-domain-containing protein
Exons: 15
Coding region: 180-3416 (1078 amino acids)
Biological process (GO): protein dephosphorylation; DNA damage response
Cellular component (GO): protein phosphatase 4 complex; nucleoplasm
Molecular function (GO): protein phosphatase activator activity
Source: RefSeq, a predicted model, not a curated record